This is a messenger RNA of Plasmodium coatneyi, 15210 nucleotides long. RefSeq lists its product as uncharacterized. Gene Ontology annotation, cellular component: dynein complex. Gene Ontology annotation, molecular function: ATP binding; dynein light intermediate chain binding; minus-end-directed microtubule motor activity. Gene Ontology annotation, biological process: microtubule-based movement. Bases 1 to 15210 code for a protein of 5069 amino acids. Lineage: Eukaryota; Apicomplexa; Aconoidasida; Haemosporida; Plasmodiidae. The record is from RefSeq and is a predicted model, not a curated record. The transcript is spliced from 11 exons.
AUGAGUGCAAAAAAUAUUGAGAUUAAGCAGAAUGUUUUCUUAUCGAACAUUUUUUGCGACUCGGACAAUUUGAAGAAUUUAAUGCGGAGCAGCCCUAAGAAAAGGGCCAGGGAAAAGGACAAAGAAAAGAAUUACUUGUCGGCCCAGAACUUCUGCUACGACAAGGAGGGCGAUGAAGACAUCUUCAAAGUGGAAGAAAUUUACGACCGGGAUUUCUCGUCGAAGGAAAAAAAAUGCAAGCUGUUCGUGCCGUUCAAAAACAAACGGGAAAGGGAACCCAGGUUUAUCACCAUAGAAAAGAUAAAGAAGAAGUACAAAAGCAUCAACAUAUACGAUGCGCUAAAUGACAAAUUGAGAUUGCUCGAUUCGGAGGAAGCUAAUUACAAGUGGCAAGACAUACUAAACUAUGAGGACGCGUCUUUCGACAUAUUCACGAUAGACGAAAUAGUGCAGGAGCUGAAGGAGGAGGAAAUUGCAGAGGAUCAAAUAAUAGGGGAAAAUAGCCAAAAAGUAGAAACAAACAAGUUAGUAAAGGAGUUAAAUCAUGAAAAUUUAAAGAAAAAAAAAGAAGAAAGGAAUAUCGUUCCGUUUAAAGCGAAAGGAGUGAUAUCACCACAGAAGAACAUAUUUCAAAGUGUCUUUGACGACAUAUACAUUUAUGAUUAUAAUUAUGAGUCCAACUUAUUUAGGGUAAAGAAAAAAACGUCGAACGAAUUUUUCGAAAUUCAUCGAAUGCAGUUUUUUUUUACUAGCGAAAAUCCAAUAUUGUAUGCAGAAAAAAUUUUUAACGCCAUUAAAAGUAGAUCUACCAACUUGAAGAGAAAGCUGUACUUUGCAGAAAUUGACAACAAGUUUUCGCACCUCAAUUGUAUACUAAACCAUGUGGACGAAAUUGCCGAAAGUAAUUCAAUCAUUAAGGAUGCCAACGAUUUGCAAUCUAUUGCAAGCAAUUUGAACACCUUUUGUAAUGUAUGUUUAGGAAGAAGAAUUUGCAGCAACAGAUUUUUUAAUUUUCCCAACCAGUUGUACAGAGGCCAGAACGAAAUAAAAUACUAUAACUACGAUUUCGAGAAUAAGAAGAAUAUCAUUAAGCAGUGUGUGCUUCUGGAGAAUAAGAAAGUCAUCAAGACUUUUUUGGACAUUAUAAACAAGUGUGCCUUGAUUAAGAUAUCCAUAUUUGACACCACCAUUUCGAGUCCCUACGAGAUGAACGACUUUUUCCAGGCGCAGAACGCGUCCAUUUUGAAGUCCUUCGAGCGCGUGAACAGCGCCUGGAUGAACGACAUGAAGACGAUCAUCGAGGAAAACCUGAAGAACUGCACCAAGGGCAAUUACAACCUGAAGGACAUCUCCACGGAAACCUUCAAGUACACCAAAAUAAGGAUCUUCUUCAACAUAUUAAAAUUGAUCAUCGAAAGAAGAAUAAACGAAAUGCUAAUAAGCAACAUGGACGAGUUUGUAAAUAUGUUCGUGCAAAACAUGGUAAGCUGCAAGAAGAAUAAGAAUUACCUGCCCGUAUUUGUAAUUAACGUGACGAAGAAAUUUGACCAUUCCAGAUUUAUUCUAGAUAAUAGUCCCCUCUCCUUUUUUGAAAAGUUGGAAGACCUCAUAUAUUCCAUGCUCAUAAAAUAUCAGCAGAUAGAAAAAAUAGAAAAGUUAGUAAUUCCACAGGUAUUCAAAAAUGAUAAAUUUAUUUUCUACAAAUCUAUCAAAGAAAGUGAUAAAUUUAUAUGUGAAAAAUUACUACACAUAAAACAUAUUUUUGACGAAUCAAAAAAUAUGAUAGAUAGCUAUUUAUCAAAAAUUAACAAACACGCUGAUAUUCUCAAUUUCAAUGUUAAUGAGGCGAUAAAAAAUAUUGACAUAAAUACAAGUGUAGAACAUAUUCAAAAUAUCAUUUACAAGAAUCUUGAAAAAAUACAAAACAUUAAUGAUACCAUUGAGGAUAAUAUCAACUUGGGUAUCUUCCUCGUCAAAUGUAAAGACAUCAAACUUUUUAUCAUAAAUGAGAUUAAUAAUUAUAUCAAAGCUUUGACUAACAUCAUUGUCCAGCGGUACAAAGAAAAAUACACGUCCAACCUCAUGUUCUACAACUCCAUCAUCGUGCGGCUGAAAAAAAAGACCAACAAAAUUCAGGACAUCUACGAAAAGGAGGAAUACAUAAAGGACAUGAAGAAGAGCCUCGACUUCGUCUCCCACGACAUCAAAGAAAUCAACGUCCUCUUCAACUGCCUGAACAAGCUCAACUACAAAUUUUCCAACGAUGAUUAUUUGUCCUACUGGAAAAUAGUAAACCGGCCCAGCAAGAUAGAAAAGAUCGUCAAGGAAGUUAAUGAGCACAUCGUUAAGCAAAAAAAUAUUCUCCUCGAAGAACUCAUAAAUGACGAAUCCAAGUUUCAGAGCAGCAUUGUUGAUAUGAAGGAAAAUGUGCAGUCCAUCAAAAGCUUCAACGAUGAGGGGAACUACUUAAGCAUUAACAAGUUCAUUCUGACGGUACAGAAUCAGCUAGCCGUUCUGAUUAAGGAGUCCAAGGAGAUCAAUUACAGGGAAAAGCUCUUCAACAUUGAAAUAUCGGAUUUCUCCAUCCUUCCAAAAAUUCAAAAUGAGCUAAACCUGUACUACACCUUCUGGCUCAUAUACAAAAGCAUAAAGUCGAUGGACGAGAGGUUCGACAAAAAAAUAAACUCCCUUAAUCACAAAAAAAUAGAAGAAGACUUUAACCUGAUCCUGAAAAAUAUGAACAAAAUUAACAAGCACGCAAAUGAGUACUACAAAAACAAGAAUGGGUUAAUCAAAAAGAUGAACGAGAAAUUAACCUUCUUCAAUUCAUACGUGUCUCUGUUAAUUUCGCUGAGGAAGCCGAGCAUAAAGGAGAGGCACAGGGAGCAGAUAGCCAAAAUUAUCGACGACAAGAACAACAUCGACUUCAACACGAUCACUUUUAAUGAGCUCCUCAAGCUAAACAUAAACAACAAAAUAACCAGCAUCAUUAAUAUUUGUGAGAAGGCCAAUAAGGAGAAUGCCAUCGAGAAGUUUUUGGGCAAGAUAAAAAACAACUUCAACAAAAUCGAGUUCCAAAUGAAGCAGGAGGAGAAUAACAAAAUCUGGAUCAUCUCCAACCUGAACGAAAUUUUGACAAAAAUAGAGGAGAACCUGGUGCUGAACCAGAACCUGCUCAUAAUAAAUAUCUACGAGAUUUAUCACAUCGAUAUAAUUAACAACCAGAAUAUGAUGAUGAAUGCGAACAAUAUUAUUCACACGUUGAAGAAGAGUCAGAAUUUGUUUCUGUACCUGAGUCGGAUCUUCGUGCUGACGGACAUUUCGAAGCAGCUGGCCAACGAGUCGAAAAAGUACAAGCUGAUUUACAGCAACUUCCACAACCUGUGCAAGCUCAUCGAGGAAGACAAGAAGCUGGAGAAGUUCUGCGCCAGGAAGGACACCAAGGAGAAGCUGGUCGAGCUGUACAACAAUCUGAACCUCCUCCUAAAAAGCAUAAACGAGUACCUAGACCUGAAGAGGGAAAUCUUCAACCGAUUCUACUUCCUCAGCACAGACGACUUGAUCAACCUGAUCUCUUCAAACAUCAAUGACCAAAUAAACACCUACCUAUUUAAAAUUUUUAACAGCAUUUACAAGCUAGUCAUCGUGAAUGGACAUAUUGUGGCUUUUCAAUCCCAAAGGGGAGAGCAACUCCUACUCUGCAACGAAAUUCAAAUUGAAAAAAAAGAAAUUACGGAAAUCCUCGUAGAAGUGGAGAAGGAAAUGUUCUUCAGUGUGAAGAAGCAAAUCUACGAUAACAUUUUGGAGUAUAAAAAUUUGAUGGACAUAAAGGAGGAUGAUUUUCUAAAGAGCAACAAUGAUAUUAAGAGUUACUCUCAGCGUAAGUCCUAUGACUACGAUUCGGUGGACUCCGCAAGCAGUUUCUCCUCCAGCGGGAGUAUAGCCGAGGAGGGGGAUUCCCCAGAGGGGCAGACACGUGACGGGGGGGUUGCCCAAGAUGGGGGUGCACCGCUUGAUGCGCCACAGGGGCAGUCUCCCUCAUCCGCCAUGCUGCCCUCGGUGAACAAAAAGGUCCUCUUCUCCCUGAACAAAAACAGCCAGUUCGUACUGAUCAUAAAGAACCUCUUCUGGUCCAACUUGGUAGAACUCUUCCUAAAAUACAACAACCUGAGUAAGUAUAAGAAGAUCCUGAAUGAAGAGCUAUACGAAUACAUUAACAUAAUAAACAAGGUGGACAAGAAGAAAAGCGUCCUCCUACACACACUGAUCAUAUCGCUAGUUCAUAAUAGAGACAUAGUAGAAGAGUUAAUAAAAAAAAAAGUCAAUGACGUGAACAACUUCAACUGGUUAAUACAGCUGAAAUAUUCCUACUACAACAAAAAUUUGUAUAUAAAAUAUCUGAACGAGUCUUAUAUAUAUGGUUAUGAGUACAUCCACAACGACAAUAAAAUUAUACUCACCAGUUUGAUAAAUAAAUACUUCAUAUCGAUACUGCACUCUUAUAGCUCCAAGCUGGGGGUAUGUUCUGUAGGGUUGGCUGGCACAGGAAAGACAGAAACUACAAAGUAUUUUUCUAAAUUCGUGGGGAAGUUCUACUUCGUCUACAACUGCAGUUGCAACAUUAAUUUUGAUUUUUUGAAAAAUUUAUUUUUUGGAAUUGCCACGAAUGGCAUAUUUUUUUGCUUUGAUGAAUUUAACAGAAUAACUAUCGAAGCUUUGAGUGUGCUAGCUCAGCAGCUGUGUAAUUUGUUCGGUGCCAAGUCGAGGAAGUUCACCAGGAGGAGCGGGGUCAAUUGUGGUGGGAGUUUUGCGCAGAUUGGAAACCCAGGGGGUGGUGACACUGCCGAUGAGGUAGUUGAAGAAUCCCCUAGGAAAGGGCACACAUCCCAACAGGGGAUACCACUCAGCGGGGGAACUCACCUAACUGGAGGUGGAACACACCUAGCUGGUGGGGGAACCCACGUGGGCAAAAAGAACAUGCUUUUCUUCGAAGGGAAAUACAUAAAAAUUAACGAAGAGUUCAACAUAUUCAUUAUCAUAAACCCAUUUUACAAAGGCAGGAGUGCACUGCCUAAUAAUAUCAAGGCCCUGUUCCGUUUUUUCAACUUUAUUAAGCCCGACUUUUUCACCAUUGUGGAAGUCAUGCUAUAUUCCAAAGGUUACAAAUACAGUAAGGUGUUGUCUAAGAAGAUUAUCCUCCUCUUCGAACUUUGUGAGCAUAAUUUAAGUCCACAGAAACAUUACAAAUAUGACCUGAGAACAGUGAAGAAGAUAACCUACGUCAUGGGGAAAAUUAUCGUCGACAAGGACAACAACAAUCAUAACAAGAACAUUUUCUACGAAUAUAAAUUUCUCUUCAUCGCAAUUAUCGAGUGUAUAAUGCCGUCCAUAGUGAGGAAUGACAUUUAUAUCUUCCUCACCAUUAUGAAGAACAUCUUCUAUGAGCUGUACGCCUACAACCAGUCCCUGAACCCGUCCGGCAAGACCUGCAGCGCUAUUGACUUGAAGGGCAUCCUGUCCAGCAAGAGGAACAACGACAAUAGCAUACUCAUGUACUUGAAAAGUUUCUACUGCAAUAUGAUGAGCGAGUCGGUGGGUGGUCACGUCGGCGAAAGGAGAGAUGACACUAACCAAAAUGAUGACGGUGAUAAGGGGGAGGAACCCCAGUUUGGGGACGGAUCAGGAGACAACACGAAGAAUCGCGAAGUGGACGAUUUGGAAAUGGCCGCUAACGACCGCAAUUACCCAAAGAGCGGUACAAAGAUGACGCCAAAAGAAGACUCCCACCAAGGUAGAAGCAACCUGGAAAUGCUACCCGAUUCAGCAAAAGCACCAGCGAAGGAAGAAAAUCACCAAGGCAGCAAACUAUUUCUAAGCAAAAAGGAAAUCGUGGAAGAUUAUCUAAAAAAAAUGCUAAAAAAGAAAAUGCUCGAAUUAAAUUACGUAUGCACAGACAGAUAUGUGAGCAAACUUAUUCAGCUCUACAACAUGAUAAAAUUUCACACGGGAAUUCUCUUCCUCUCUUACCCACUCUCCAAAACGACAUCCUACAAAAUCUUAUGUAGAACCAUAAACACGAUCAACGAUAGGGAGAUAAUUAAAAGAAAAAUCAACGACUACGUUAUAAAUGCCAACGUGGUAAGAGAAAUGGAUAUGUUAGGUUUUUACGAAGAGGUGUCAAAUAAAUGGGUUCAUGGAAUAUUAACAAAAAAAAUAAUAGAAAUAAAUUCUACCUUCAAUAGAAGUGAUUACCUUAACAUUAUUUACUUUGAUUGUUAUUUGCAUUCCCUAUGGAUAGAGAAUCUGAACUCCGUUUUAGAUGAAUCGAAAAUUUUGUGCUUGUCUAAAUGUGACAUAAUCCCAAUAUAUGAUCAUACUCGUUUCAUAAUGGAGACGCAUGACUUGAAAGACAUCACCAUGGCUACAGUAAGCAGGUGUGGUUUAAUCAUUUUAAAUAACUACGAUUUGGAUAUAGCUUCUUACAUCUGUUCCUAUGUGAACUCCCUGACAACCAAUUUCGAUGCCAUUCACAAACACAUUUUGAUAAAUUUAUUUAUCGUCUUUUUUUACAAGUCCCUCCUCUUCAUCAGUAUCAACAAUUUAUUUGUCUACACAUUUAAUGAGUACUACUAUUGCAUUUCUUUUAUUAAAUGUAUCGAUAGUUUAUUUUCCUACUGCUCUUUUGAGAUUAAUGAUUCCAGUAGGGAUGAGAGCUACCAGAAAUACAUCACAUCUAUCUUUUUGUAUUCCUUAAUUUGGAGUGUGGGUUCUAAUACGUACAAACGGGGCCGAAAAAUAUUUAAUGACUUCCUUUGCAAGGAAAUUGUGAAGCAUAAUUUGAAGUUAACUUUUGAGACACUCGACGGGAGGUUGAUAGAUGUUCGGCAGGUCAAGGGGGGCAGUGCACCACACACGGUGGAUAUCCCCGAUAUGGACAGCAUUUUGGCUAGUUCGCUCAUCGGUGAGGCCAAGCAACAGGUGGAGGAGGAUCCCCUUAUCAACGCCAACGUGGAUCAUGUCUGUAGUGAUGACACAAGUGACUCCCAAUCCGUCAGUAGUGACGCCUCCUCCAACGUGGACAUCUACAACGAGCGAAAAGAACCCAUCGAGCAUCACUACGAAAAUAUAAACAGUAUGUACGAUUAUUACCUGCGUGCCACUAGAAAAUGCAGGAAUCUGUUCAAGAGCUACGAUCCACGAUUGGGGGAAGGUCAAAAUGGGUGGCUCCUUGGCAAGUGCUACGGGAACUGCAGUUCCGAUUCGAAUUCCAGCAAUGAUGAGAGGUACCUGAAACGGUGGGGUGGACGAAAAAGGAGGAAGUACCUGAACGAGCACGCCCCGGGCAGCGUGGACGACGUGCUGCAAAGCGUCAGUUACUACAAUGAUGUGUACGGAUUGGCGGGCAGUGAUAAAAAAAACGAUGGUAGACAAAGCGAUGUUUGGCAAACCGGUGGUGGACAAAAGGGGAAGCGCCCACGCCCACGACGCAGCAGCGCCCGCCUGGAUGAGCCCCCCAAGGAGAGACGGACCGUCCCGCUUUCAGAAAACCAGCUGAGGAUAAACCUGUUCGACUUUUACUUCAAAUACGAAAAGAACGUGAUGAGCCACCUGAACAACAAGGAGAACAAGUUCACCCUGAUGGAUGAGUGCCUGAGCCAAACAGACAUGUUGAUAAAACAAAAGAAGCACUUAUCCAUGCUUUACAAUAUAGAUAUUUUUAUGAAAAAUAAAAAGAGCAUUAUCAUAUCUGGUUGUAGUAACAUAGGGAAAACGCUCACCGUGGAUUACUACCUAAACAAGGUGAUGGCAAAGGAUAAAUUCUUCACAGUGGAUUUUUACUUCUCCUACAGUACUACGAGUAACCACGUGAGGAAUUACAUCGAAUCGAAAUUAAUCAAAAGGAGGAGCAACUUCUACGGAACGACAAACAACAGGAUAUGCGUUUUCUACAUUGACGAUAUAAACAUAGAAACGGAAGUGGGUUCUAUAAAAAGGAGUCACUACUUAUCUUCGCAUGAAUUUUUACGUAUGCUAUUUAAUUAUAAGUUUUUCAUAGAUCAGAACUUAGGGGUGAAGUACGUUGAAGAUUUGACCUGUCUAGCGACGAUGAACAACGCGUAUACGAACACAACGCACAGUGCCAGACUGUUUAACAACUUUAACAUAAUAUAUUACAACAAUUACAAGUAUAGGGAAAUUUUCGACAUUUUUUUUUGCAGCCUGAAAAGCAUGUUUAGCAUUUACGAUAUUAACAUAAAAAGUUUGGCCACCAAUUUGGUACAGAUGCAAAUAGAUAUCUACAAAGGAGUCAAAGGAAUGAAACACAAUUACUACCUGUACAAUGUAGAGGAUCAACAAGGGAAGGAAAUCUUCCUUCACUCCUUUAAUAUAAAUAACAUGAGGGAUAUAUACAAGUGUGUAAAUUACCUGUCCAAAAAUAUCAACAUUAGAAAGGAACAAAUGUUGCUAUAUUUUCUGUACGAAAAUAAGGCCCUUUAUGAGGAAAGUUUUUUCUCCAAAAAUGCUAAAAAAAAAUGUGAACAAAUUGUUAAGACGACUUUUAAAAAAUACUUCCCCGAGGAGGAGUAUGAAAAGGUUCUCAAUCAGUAUGAUAAUGGUCUGCUCUUUUGUAACUUUCUAAAUUUGUACCAAAAUGUGUAUGAACAGGUCUCCGAUUUUAACGACCUCUACAAUUGCGUGUAUGGAUAUAUAUCCGAAUUAAGCAAUAGUGAGAAGGUUAAUAUAAUCCUCUUCGAUAACGUUCUCAUUUACAUUUGUAAAAUAACCAAAACGUUUAUGACGGAAAAUUCACACAUUCUUUGCAUUGGCAUCAACGACGCUGUGAAGAGGAAGGUCAACAAGAUCUGCGCGUUCAUAAUUAACAAGACGCUCGUUGUAUCUGAGCUGAACAAAAAUAGUAAGUCUUCCCAAUUUGUAGAAGAAAUAAAUAGGUGCCUCUUCGAUUGCGGCAUUUAUGAAAAACAAUGCGUCUACUAUCUUAAUGAUGAAAAUAGUAGCCUCGAUUUUGUCCUCGAAAAUCUGAACAACAUUUACAACUACGGAGACAGCUACCUUCUCUACAAUGAGGAAAAUUUAAAGAAGAUAUACAGUGAGUGUAAAAAUAAAUGUGAAGAGGAACACGUGGUCAGAAGUCUAACCAACAUAUACAGCAUUUAUAAGAAAACCAUUCGAAAGUGCUUUCACGUAAGUCUGAACAUUUCGGCCAGCAGUUCCGAUGCCAUCCUCAAGUUUCCCUACAUCCUGAAGAACUCCCGCAUUAUCUACUUCGAGGAGGACAACAACGAGGGCCUGCACGUCAUCACCAAGAAUUUUUUCAGAGACGCGGAGGGAAAAGGCGUAGACAAGUUGGCUAAGGUGAUAGAAGGUCCAACUGGGGUGGUAGACGAUUCGAGUAAGAGGAUAGACGAUCCGGUUAAAACUAUAGACGACCAAGUUAAGACGAUGGAUGAACCCACCUCUGAUACGCCCCCUCGUGCGCUGGCCUCCAUCGACCUCGAGGUUGUGAACCCCGACCAGGACCUCAAAUGCCUGGAAGGAGUCGUCGAGGACAAGGUGUUCAUCCGGAUCCACAAGGAAGUCAUGCAUCUGGCGAAGAAAUACCAAGAGGAGAAGCAGGUCUAUGUGUGUGUAAACUCCAACAAGUACGUCCACUUCUUGCACUACUUUGAACACUUUUACAACAUGAAGCGGAAGGAGUUCGACAAGAAUAUUGACCUAUACAGAAAGGCGCUCAACAAACUACACAAAUGUGAGCAGGACAUAAAAACGAUGAAGAACUACCUACUCAACAUGCAGCCAGUAUUAAACAGCACAAACAUUGAAAUGAAGAAAAAGGUGAACCAAAUGGAGAGAGAAUCCAAGGAGGCGUACACCAAACAAACGGAAAUAAAAAAAAAAGAAUGCGAAAUGAAGACAAAGAUAAAAAGUAUAACACAUUUAAAAAACGAAGUGAAUGAAGAAAUAACUAAAAGUUUUGCUCUCCUUAAUGAUUCACUAAAUAACUUAAACAAAUUGAAGGUAGAGCAUCUGAGAGAAUUGAAAGCGUUUGUUAACCCCCCCUCGAUUGUCGUCAUGGUCAUGCAGUGCAUCCUAACCUUUCUAAAGGAAGACGAAAAGUACCUACAAGGCAAGUUGAUCAGACCCAAAACAUUGAACUAUUGGAUAUUAGCACAGAAAACCAUUUUUAGAGAUUCUAAAGUUUUUCUGGACAAUUUAAAAAAUUACGAUAAAAAUUUAAUUGAAGAAGAAAUGAUCACAAAAAUUUCUCCUCUCAUUAAGAAUAAAAAUUUUAACCCCAAGUUUGUGAGAAAGGCGUCUAAGGCAUGUGAAACUAUGUGCCAGUGGAUCCUCGCUAUUUACCACUACUUUAUCAUUAACAAGGAGCUGAAGCCUAAGAAGGAGGAAGUUCUCACCUUGGAAAACGAAAUAAACAAAGAGCUCAGCUACCUGGAUGCAUGCAAACAGGAGCUAAGCAUCGUGAACAAUAAUUUGUGUACCAUCGAAAAGGAGAAGGAAGAAAUUACCAUCAAACAGAAUGAACUAGUAGACAAAAUAGAAAACAUAAAACAGAAAAUUCAGAGAUCCAAAAUGAUCCUCUCCUGUCUCCUCGAACAAGAAAUAAAAUGGAAUAACAAAAAAAAAAACUUAAAAAAAAAAAGGGAUCUACUUAUUGGAGACUGUAUCAUCGUGUCAUCCCUCAUCAAUUACAUGUCCUACUUUUCAUACGAGUACAGACAAGUCAUUAAGUUAAAAGUGCAGGCAAUUCUUAACAGACACAACAUUAAGUAUACGAAGGAUAUUUCCAUCUAUACCUUUUUGGAGUCAAAAAUUAACAUAGAAAAAUGGGUCUCCUAUGGACUGACGAACAGCAGGUUCUACUUUGAAAAUAUCAUCAUCAUGAAUAACAGCAUUAAAUAUAAUCUGCUCAUUGACCCACAUUUCAUCGUCACCAAUUUUUUAAAAAAAAUUUACCAUAAGAAGAGGGACGUGGAGAUUUUGCGAAAUAACAGCUCCAACUUUGUGGACAAAAUAGAAAGGUGCAUGCAGCUCGGGAACGUUAUCCUUUUCACACACUACGAUGACGAUUGCAGUGUGCUGUUUAACGCACUCUUUAAUUACAAAAUUGGGAAAACCCUCCUCAGCUUUGGGCGCGAUCGGGCGGGUGCCAAUGGCAACAACCAUGUUGCUCGGCAUCGCCAAUCGGCUUCGAAUGAAUGUUCCCCACAGGAAGGGGUGAACACAUCAGACAAAGUAGAUGCAACAGAUAAAGUAGCUGCAACAGACAAAGCGACCGUAUCAGAUGAAGUGACCACACCAGAGGGAGUGAACGGAGCGCAAGGAGCCCCCCUUGGGGAAGAACCGGUUAAGGUGAAUGCACCCCCCGUGAACGGCACGCUGACCCAAAACAACUGCGUCAACUUCAACAACAAAAUCAUCACCGUGGAUAGCGCCUUCAACAUCUACUUCAUCGUGUAUGGAAGCACGAAAUUCGAUGACAACACGCAAAAUCACCUCAACGUGAUUGACUUUAACAUAAACCUAGACAUCCUGGAGGAGUACUUCCUAACGAAUCUGAUUGAUAAGCUCUUCCGAAUCACCAAUGAAAAUAGAAGCGCCCUCAUUCAUCAGAUCCACGACCUCAACAAACAAAUGGUAAAACAAGAGGAAGAAAUUCUACACAUAUUAAAUUACAAGGAAGACAUCCUUAGUGACGAUGAUAUAGUUAUCAGUUUUGACAACGCCAAUAAAAUAUACUCGAAAAAUAAAAAAAAAAUGAAAGAGUAUAAAAUGAAUAAGUUGGAAAUUACCAAAAUUAGGAAGAAUUACAUGAGCAUGUCGGAACACAUCUCCGUCAUUUAUCACUGCAUGAAUAACCUAGUCACUUUGAAUCCAAUGUAUAACUUUUCCAUUUUGUCUUUUGUGCAACUCCUAAAUAUCAGUAUUGACAAAUCGGAGGAGAAUAAACUCCUCGAUAAGAGAAAAAAAGACAUACUAAACAUCUUUACCAGGAAGAUCCACUACGAAAUUUCCAGAACCCUAUCCGAGAAACACCAACAAAUUUUUUUUUUCUACCUUGUGUGUAUGAUAAAUAUAUACAAAGGCGAAAUAGACUACGAUGAUUAUUACUUCUUCGUGUAUGAUGAGUACCCUAAGGGGGAUGACAUUCGCAAUGAAGUCUUCCGAAAGGUACAAUCUAAGCGGAACAGUAAGCCAAAUGGUGAUAAGGUUUUGGGCAACACCACUGUAUUGAUGGACUCUUCUUCCAUUUUGAAGGAACCAUGUGACAGUGGCAAAGGGGAAGAACCCCCCACUUCGGAAGACGACAUGGACGAUCUCAGCGAACAGGAAGAUCUCCAAACUGGCGUGGAUGACGUGUCUAUUCAUAGUCUUGAAUCGGACGGAUGCAACCCUCAGGAAGGAGAGGAAUAUUCGAGUAAUAACCAGGCUACCGCUGAGGAGAGCACAAAAGAAGAACGAACCGCACCAAUGAAUGGUAGCCACCUGGUGAGCGGCACCGUGGAGGAGUUCCUCCUACUCCCCAAGAGGAGCGAAAAGGACGACUUUUUAAAUUCCUGCGAAGGGAAUGUGCUGCUCCAGGGAGGGGGAGCAGAGGAGGGGCAUACCACUAAUGAACGUGCCACUAAUGAAUGUACCACCGAUAGCGGGGAGGCCCAAUUCACCUUCCACUUCGAAACGAAGAACCUGUCCUGGCUAAGCGCGAAGGAGUACAUGAGCGUGAAGAAACUAAUCAGGAAGGAAAAAUAUUUCCUCUUCUUUAAAAAGGCCUUCAACGAGUAUGAACACCUAUUCAGAAGCAUCAAGACAGACCACACGAUAUUGCAGCACAAGGACUUAAAGCAUCUCCUAACAAACUUUGAAAAAUUAAUCAUUUUUAAAAUUUUCCGAUUUGAUAUUCUCAAACUUAAUAUGAACAACUAUGUAGAUGCGUGCUUAAACAUAGGCUCUCAGAGCUACGCGAAGGAUCUAUACAAAUGCUACGAACACUCGUCCCAGAAUAAACUGAUCCUAAUUUUGUCUGAACAUAGGCUAAGCACAGCUAGCGAAAUUAUGAUGUUGAGUGAAAAGAUCACUGGAAAGAAUAACCUAAUAAUUUAUAACAAGAAUGACAAGAACUACUUGUUGCAGAUCUUAAAUGAUUCCAUUAAAAAUGGGUUCUGGGUACUAAUCGAAAAUGCUCACCUGAAUAUCCAUCUCAUUUUGGAAAUUGAAAAAUAUAUCGAGGCCUGCAAUAUACAGUACUCCAACCCGGAUUUCAGAAUCUGGAUCAGCACCAGCUCUGUGAAGAGCUUCCCCGACUACCUCCUCAAGCUCUGCGUGAAGAUCACCUUCGAGAAUGUCCACAAUUUGAAGUCGGGGCUGCUCAAUAUUUACACCAACGUGGCUCAGGAGGAGGAGGCCGACAACGAUGAUGAGAAUGAGGAUGAAGGGGAGGCGGAUGAUGAAGAAGAAAUGGACGAUGAGGAGGAAGCGGAUAACGAACAGGAUGAAGUGGAAGACGAUGAUGAUGAGGAAGAUGAGGAGGACAGGGAAAAUCACCUACCGUCCGAUCCGCUGGGUGGACGGCCCCCUCGAUGUGGAACCCCGCGCAGAGGCAUCGUCGACGUUGGCGCCAAGUGGGGUGAAAAUGAUAACCCAGAAGGGCCCCCAAACGGAGGAGGGGAAAAAGGGGAUAAGGAUCUACCUAAAAGAAGAAACGAUAGGAAUCAAAAAAGGAAGCAUAGAAGGGGCGAAAAAAGAAGUGAAAAUGAAAACAUCCUGAUGAACAAACUGAACUUCAGCCUCUGCUUCUUCCACGCACUCAUCCAGGAAAGAAGCAAAUUCAAGAGCAAAGGAUUUAACAACUGUUACGAGUUCACCGAUAUCGAGCUAAAAUUGUCGAAAGAAAAUAUCAUCAAAUUUUUCAGAAACAAAAAUAUAGACAUAAAUCUGUUACUUUACCUUAUUGGGAAUAUAAUUUAUGGUGGCACCAUAAUAGACAUAACGGACCAAAGAUGCUUUAACAUUAUCCUCAACAAGUACAUAAAUGAGAAGGUCAUUUAUUCGAACAAUGAAUACAAGUUUAACAACUAUUAUUACUGUCCUCACAGUUCAAAUAAGAACCUCUUCCUAAGGUAUGUGAAGUCCUUAAAUUUUAUAACAGAUUUUUCUAUUUUCAAUUUACACCCCUCUUUGAAUACCCUAUAUUUACAAAAUUACAAUUUAAAAAUUUUGAAAAAUCUGGAGAAACUAGAAUAUAAUGUAACAAAAGACAAGUCGGAUAUGCAUAUCUUCUGCAUCAUCCAUGUCUUGACGCAGCUCCUUCCUCCAUUCAUAGACGCCAACAAAUUAAACGACUUCUUCAUCAGCAACUUAAGCUGCUCCAUCAUUACCUUCCUCAAAAUGGAAACAGACAAAUAUAAUAAUCUGUUAAGGGUCAUAUAUGACGACUUAACGAAUAUAAUUAAUUUUGUCAAGGGGAAAAUGAAUUUUUCAAAAAUUUCUCACACUUAUAAUUCGAUCUCUAAUUUGUGUGUUCCCAAGAGGUGGAUUGCCUGUUCGUUCUUUACAAAUUUGCAGAUUUUUCACUACGCCAAAUUGAUUAGCCUUAAGGUUUCCUACCUGAACAGAUAUAUCUCCCAACUGGAUAACCGCGUCUUCAACUUGGCCGCUUUCAUGUCCCCACGGAGCCUGAUGCUGGCCAUCCGCCAAAAAAUUUGCACAGAAGCCAAGAUCGACGUUAAUAACGUCAAGUUGAAGUACCAAAUUUCCUCCUACUUUAACGAGGAAGACAUCAGGGAGGACGGUUACUUCGUGGGCGGCCUCUUCAUCGAAGGCGCCAUGUUUGACGCCACAAAUAUGGUCAUAAAGGAGUCCACAGAAAAGUACCUCUACUGCCCCAUGCCCUACAUCAAGGUCUACUUCAUCACCAAGAGCUCACCCGUAGUAGGGAAGCCCCUCUCCAGGAAUGCAAAACCUUCCAAACCUGCCAAACCUGUCGCUGUUACUACCAAGGGCCGCUUGCACGGCUCCAACUUCCACAUCUUCAAAUGCCCCAUAUAUAAAAAUAUGCACAAAACGGACAACCGGCUAAACAACAACGAACCCAUAUUCUACUUAAAGCUAAACUCCAAGGAGAGAAAGGAAAAAUGGAUUGAACGAAAUGUUUCCGGCGUGUUAAUACUUAAAUGA